Molecule: messenger RNA, 886 nt
Organism: Phycodurus eques (leafy seadragon)
Lineage: Eukaryota; Metazoa; Chordata; Actinopteri; Syngnathiformes; Syngnathidae
Product: hatching enzyme 1.2-like
Exons: 9
Coding region: 7-813 (268 amino acids)
Biological process (GO): proteolysis
Molecular function (GO): zinc ion binding; metalloendopeptidase activity
Source: RefSeq, a predicted model, not a curated record
GCUAGAAUGGCUUUUUUCAAGUUCUCAGCUCUGGCUGUAUUACUGCUGUCUGCCUACUGUUGGGCUGACAACGAGGCAGAUGAUGUUGCAGAAGAUCUGAGUCACCUUUCUGUGUCUGAAAUUCUGGAGAGAGCCAACAGUAAUCGGAUCCGUUCAGCUGAUGAGCCAUUACUGACUGAAGGAGACAUUGCCAUUGACAAUGAUGCAGAGAGAAAUGCUGACCCAUGCACCAGUCGUAGUUGCACAUGGGUCAAGUCGAGUGAUAGAAAGGUCUACGUUCCUUAUUACAUCACCAAUCACUUCUCUAGCCGUGAGAAGUCCAUUAUCACCCGCGGACUGGAGUCCUUCUCUUCAUUUUCCUGCAUCCGCUUUAGGCCCACCAGAAGCAGCGACCGUGACUGGCUGAGCAUCGAGUCCCAGGGGGGAUGCUACUCCUAUGUCGGCCGUGUUGGUGGUAAGCAGGUGGUUUCUCUGGCUCGCCAAGGAUGCCUUUAUCAUGGCACUGUCCAGCACGAGCUGCUCCAUGCGCUUGGAUUCAAUCACGAACAGACACGCAAUGACAGAGACAACCAUAUCAGGGUUCUGCUGCAGAAUGUUCAAUAUGGAAUGGAGCACAACUUCAGGAAGAUUGCCACCCUCAACCAGGGCACUUCAUAUGACUACAACUCUGUCAUGCAGUACCACAAGUAUGCUUUCUCCAGGAACAAUCAGCCCACCAUGCUUCCCAUCCCUAACUCUAAUGUAUCCUUUGGCAAUGCUAAGGAGAUGAGCCGCACUGACAUCGCCAGGCUCAACACACUCUACAAGUGUUAGGAAGCCUUUUCUCAAAGUGAUGACUGAGGGUUCACGGGAUAGAUAUUUCCCCCAGUCUUGAGGAGCAACUGGG